Messenger RNA from Penicillium cinerascens, 1152 nucleotides. RefSeq names its product 60S ribosomal uL1 domain-containing protein. The transcript has 4 exons. Bases 1 to 1152 code for a protein of 383 amino acids. The record is from RefSeq and is a predicted model, not a curated record. NCBI's taxonomy places the organism in Eukaryota, Fungi, Ascomycota, Eurotiomycetes, Eurotiales, Aspergillaceae. Gene Ontology annotation, molecular function: acyltransferase activity, transferring groups other than amino-acyl groups.
AUGGAGGGACACUCACCCAAGCCAUGGGAUGUUUUUAUUGAGGGAUCGAAAACUAUGAUCAUUCCUCAGUCUGCUCUGAACGGAGAUGCCAAAAAAGAGGACAUUGCUUACUUGGUUGUUGCGAUGUUUGUGUUGCCCGAUGAACGGCGAAAGAGGCAUGCUUCUCGGUUGCUGGAAACUCUGAUCCAGACUGUUCGGGAAGAUGCUAGUGCUCGUGAGGUAUCCAAGGCGAGCAUAACAAUUCAGGUUGAACCUGAUAAUGGUGCUGCGCAGGGACUGUAUGAAAAGUUGGGGUUUGAGGUGUGGGAUAAGGCGCUUCCGCUGGAAAAUAAGCGUGGAGAGACAAAUCACGUGGUCUCAUUGGUGAUGGAGAUUGAUCUGGCCUACGCCUCCUCGUGCCCACAAGCGGAGAAAUUUGCGGUAACCUUUUUCUUCUCUCUCAAGACACUUGCGCUGAGCCACACCUUAAGUAUUCUUUUUGGAAGACUGUCGCCAUCAUGUCCAAGAUCACAGUCGCCGGAGUGCGCGAGAAUGUCCAGUCUCUGCUCGACUACUCGCUCAACGAGAAGAAGCGUAACUUCCUCCGAGACCGUUGAGCUUCAGAUCGGCCUGAAGAACUACGACCCCCAGCGUGACAAGCGUUUCUCUGGUACCAUCAAGCUGCCCGUUGUUCCCCGUCCCAACAUGGCCAUCUGUGUUAUUGGUGACCAGCACGAUCUCGACCGUGCUAAGCACCACGGUAUUGAUGCUAUGUCCACCGACGACUUGAAGAAGCUCAACAAGAACAAGAAGCUCAUCAAGAAGCUUGCUCGCAAGUACGAUGCCUUCCUUGCUUCCGAGGCUCUGAUCAAGCAGAUUCCCCGUCUGCUCGGUCCCGGUCUGUCCAAGGCCGGCAAGUUCCCCACCCCCAUCUCCCACAACGAGGACAUGGCCAACAAGGUCAACGACGUCAAGUCCACCAUCAAGUUCCAGCUUAAGAAGGUUCUGUGUCUCGGUGUUGCCGUCGGCAACGUUGGUAUGGGCACCGAGGAGCUCGUUGGUAACCUCAUGUUGUCCAUCAACUACCUUGUCUCCCUCCUCAAGAAGGGCUGGCAGAACGUUGGAAGCCUUGUCAUCAAGGCUUCCAUGUCUCCCCCCAAGCGCAUCUACUAG